AACAUACCCUUAGCUUUCAAGCAUUCCCUGCACAACAAAAUGCGGCUAUCAACAAUCCAUACCAGCAACAGCAGCAGCAAAAUCCUCCUUUGCAGUUAGAGUGGACAGCUAGUAACAAUGCCUUUAGUGGAUUGCAAAAUAACCCUUACCAGCAGACACAGAAUCCCUACCAAUCAGCAUUCAGUCCCAAUACACUCCAGGCACAAAUGACUGGAUUUCCUCAACCCACUCCAUCAUCAGCUGUCGAUUUGUUUUCACAGCAACCUCAAUUGACAGGGUUUCCUGCUACCCAACAACCGCAAAUGACAGGAUUUCCUGCCACUCAACAGACAACAAAUAGCUUCUUGUCCACUCCUAGCUUUCAAACAAGUAUGGUAACAGGAACAAACCCUUUCUCACAAAUGAAUACAACCACUCCUUUACAACCACAACAACCACAACAGCAACAACAAUCUUUUGACUAUAGUGGACUCGUAUUUGGUAAUCCACAACAACAACAGCAACAACAGCAACCAUCCUUUUCGCCCAAGUUAAGUAACAAUAGCAAUUCUCCUUUCAACUUUACUUCUUCUCCUGUAACUGCCAGUGCAACUACAAGUACUUUUACCUCGUCUAUGACGCCUACUAUGAGACAUGCUAAUGCUUUCUCAUCUCCUCAACUGGGAAAUUCACAAACGCCAUUCCAGAGCGAGGCGGAUUCCAAGUAUGCCAAGUUAAACUCCUUGUUGGCCAAUAAAGAUGAUGGUAUGGAUACAUUUGGAAAUCAAGGCAAUCUGCGUAUCCCAUAUGGCACUGGCUUUGCAAGCAGUAUCGGCUUACAAAACACUAGCAAUAAUGGAAUGGACAAUAGUGCUAAUAGCUUCGGAUCUAUAAGCAGAAACCCUUUUGGACAAGCAGCGGCAAAUAAUAAUAAUAAUAAGCCUGCUGGUCAGAAAAGUUUAUUAGACUUGAUGCAAGAACAGAAGCAGAUGAACAUCUUAUAGUAAAUACUUUUUCCGAAUUUUUUGUUACAACUCUCAUCAAUAAAAUGAACAUCUUUUUGGAC
Molecule: messenger RNA, 1045 nt
Organism: Rhizopus microsporus ATCC 52813
Lineage: Eukaryota; Fungi; Mucoromycota; Mucoromycetes; Mucorales; Rhizopodaceae
Exons: 6
Coding region: 207-983 (258 amino acids)
Source: RefSeq, a predicted model, not a curated record